CACAGAACAUCAACAUAUCCGCUAUAACCCCCUCCAUGAUGACUGGGUGCUGGUCUCCGCUCACCGGAUGAAGAGACCCUGGCAGGGGCAGCUGGAGAGUCCUCCACAGGAGAACAUCCCCAGGAACGACCCCAAGAACCCGCUAUGCCCUGGAGCCUGCAGAGCUGGAGGUCAGGUAAAUCCUGAUUACAAGGGGACGUUUGUCUUUGAAAAUGACUUCCCUGCCCUGCAACCAGAUGCCCCAGAGCCAGGUGAGUCUGACUCAGCUGUGACCACAGCUUUAAAUAGAGGA
Messenger RNA from Staurois parvus, 292 nucleotides. Lineage: Eukaryota; Metazoa; Chordata; Amphibia; Anura; Ranidae. The record is from the annotation of a GenBank genome assembly.